AUGGAGCAGGAUAUUAGCGACAAACUUCUGAAAAUCAAAUUGUCGGAGAUGGAAGAGGAAAAUGUCGAAUUACUUGAUGGGGAUAUUGCGCGGGGUCUGCGAGAUUGCAAGCUAAGUCUAAUCGGGCAAAGUUUCGGAGAAAAGAAGAUUAAUUUCUUCGGAAUGAAGCAUACACUUUCAGGGAUAUGGGCCACGAAACAACCUUUCUCUGUUCGGAAUUUGGGAGACAAUAAAUUCCAAUUUGUUUUUCAGUCGGAGGAAGACAAAAACAGAGUUAUGGAGGGUAAGACGUGGUCAUUCGAUGGGCAAUAUCUUCUUUUGAAACAAUGGGAUCCCGAGGACCUGGAAUUCCACGAGGAGGAGAAGGUUAUCAAAAUAUGGGUGCAAGUAUGGAAUCUGCCACUCCAUUGGGUUUCUGAAGAUGCAGGAGCAAAAAUUGGGAAAAAGAUAGGACGAGUGCACAAUGUGGUGAUAACUGGAGAGGGAAGUGUUAAGGGUCACCUGAUAAAAAUUUUGGUUGAAAUGAAGCUGAAGGAUCCGAUCAUGAGAGGCACUAAUAUCAAAGUUAGAGACACCAAUCGGUGGGUGGAUUUCAGGUAUGAAGGUAUCCAAUCAUUUUGUUUUUACUGUGGAUUGAUUGGGCACUCUGAUAAGAGCUGCCAGUCAAAGAAAGAUGAUUUAUUGAGGAAUAAGUUUAAUGGGGGUCAAUUUGGAGAUUGGUUGAGAACUACCUCUAUUUUUAUCAGUGAGGGUAGAAGUUUUCAAUCCAAAUUCUCAGAUAAUCAAUCUAGUGAACCUAACAGUGAGGGAAUCCAGAAGUUAGUUUCAUCCCCAAGCUCUAGAGUGAGAGAGAAUGCUAUUGUGGAAAAAAGCAGAGAGAAUAGCAGUGUUGAAUUGAAAAAGCAUGGUGAGGUAAUUAGUGAGAUGGUAGAGGAGAAGGGUAAGGAGAUAGUGAUGGAGGGGGUGGAAUUACCUAGUAUUGAGGAGGGUGGGACUAUGGGCAUAAUAGAAAUUCCCCCAGAUGAUGAUCAACUAAUUGAGGUUAAUAUUCAAGCCUCAGCCAUUGGGAAAAAUGUUUUGAAUAGGAAAAAGAAAACUUUUGUUAGAAAAAGUAGGAUUGCAUCUUCUGAAAAUCAAGAUAAAAUGUAA
Molecule: messenger RNA, 1149 nt
Organism: Striga hermonthica
Lineage: Eukaryota; Viridiplantae; Streptophyta; Magnoliopsida; Lamiales; Orobanchaceae
Source: the annotation of a GenBank genome assembly